Molecule: messenger RNA, 2028 nt
Organism: Nematostella vectensis (starlet sea anemone)
Lineage: Eukaryota; Metazoa; Cnidaria; Anthozoa; Actiniaria; Edwardsiidae
Product: synaptobrevin homolog YKT6
Exons: 8
Coding region: 112-705 (197 amino acids)
Biological process (GO): endoplasmic reticulum to Golgi vesicle-mediated transport
Cellular component (GO): Golgi apparatus; membrane
Molecular function (GO): SNAP receptor activity
Source: RefSeq, a predicted model, not a curated record
CCUCGAAAGGUGACGUAAAGUUGGUUAAAAGAGAAAAGAGGUACCCAGAAAUCCGAAGUCUGUUUGAAUCAAAUUUCUACCGAAAAUAGAGCACUAUACUGUCCACAAGCGAUGAAGUUAUAUUAUUUAGGGAUCUAUUAUAAAGAUGUGAAGGUGAAGGCGCUCGUCAGCGCGGCGGAUCUACAAUCCUUCGGGUAUUUCCAGCGAUCGAGUGUAAAAGAGUUUAUGCAAUUUACCAGUCAAAUACUGGUAGAAAGAACAAGGCCAAAUGAAAGAGCGUCAGUCAAAGAGCAAGAAUAUAUGUGCCACGUGUUUGUUCGUGCUGAUUCUCUCGGUGCAUGUGUAAUUUCCGACCAUGAGUAUCCCCAAAGAGUUGCCUUCACUUUACUUAAUAAGAUUCUUGAUGACUUCUCAGCACAAAUAUCACCUGCACAGUAUAAAUCGGCUGCAGCAAAUACCAUAGUUUUUCCUGCUUGUGAAGAAAAUCUCCAAAAAUACCAAAAUCCAAGAGAGGCCGAUGCUAUGACCAAAGUACAAGCAGAAUUAGAUGAAACAAAGAUAGUUUUACAUGGUACAAUAGAAGCAGUUUUACAAAGGGGAGAAAAAUUGGAUGACCUGGUGGAGAAGUCUGAAGGUCUUAGCAUGCAAUCUAAAGCUUUUUACAAAACGGCUAAAAAAACAAAUUCCUGCUGCUGUAUACAAUAGAGAGAAAUGGUCGUAUUUGUUAAACAGGUACAUUAGACAUACAGUGAUAUUCACACUACAAGACCAUCGUCCCAUCAACACGCUACUGUAGGUACGGUGCUAUAUACGAACUCAUUACAGUCCUACCGCUACUACGGGAAGCCCUAUUCAUGUAAUUUAGUGUUUCUAAUCGGGAGAGUCAGCGUUAUUAGAUAUAUAUGGCAAUCAUUUCUUUGUGUUUCAGUUUUGGUGGGGAUUUAUGGUCAAUGUCCGUAAUUUCGUGGUGUCCGUAAAAGUGGGAUGUCUGUGAAAUUAGAGUUUCUGUAAUAGCGAAAUGUUCGUUAGGCGAGAGUUGACUGUAUUUCUCUUCGCAAUUUCGAGGUGCCGUAAUAGCGAAAUGUUCGUUAGGCGAGAGUUGAUUGUAUUUCUCUUCGCAAUUUCGAGGUGCCGUAAUAGCGGGGUGUUCGUAAGGGAAUAGUUGACUCAAUACAUCAUGAACAUAUUUUUGAAGAGGAUAUCAGUUUUGUUACAUUGUGUAGUACCAGCUUAGCAUACAUACAGUGGAUAUCAGGAGGUUUCUUACCAUGGGCUGCUCUACCGGAAUACCUAUCUGAGCACCUGGAGUCUAUACAGAAAAGAGCUUUAAAAAUCAUUCUAAGGCACGAAUAUACGAGCUAUAGUAGUGCCCUUGCCUCAACGUCUCUCCAAUUUUUGUCUGAGAGAAGGGAUGAAGCAUGUCGGAAAUUUAUGGCAAGAGCUAAAACUGUUGAACCCUUAAAAUCUGUGGUUAAUAACAUGACAACUGUCCAACAUGGAUAUAAUUUGAGAUCAGGAAAUGAGAAAAUAAUAGGACCGCAAGCUAAAACUGGUAGGUUUAGAGAUUUUGUGACUGUACGCUAUUGUUAGUUUCUGUGUGACGACCUCUCACUUGUAAUUCAGCCAUGAUAGCUGCAAUGGUGUAGAAAUAAACAUAUAUAUUACAUAUAUAUUAUAAUAUAUGAACUUGACUAUGUUCACAAGAAUGUCACAUUUGGUUGAGAGGUCUUGUGACAUGUUGACAGGUCAUGUAACAUGAUAUCAAGGACAGAAUUUGGUUGAUGUCGUUUAUGUUUCAGUGCAUGUCAUUUCCGGUCGAGGGGUCAGAACCAACACAAGAAACACGGAAUAACCCGUAAUUAAUCCCUUUUUUCUAAAUUUCCUGUGAUGUAUAAAAAAAGGACCUAACGAAAAAAAAUAUAUCUCCAAAUUUGUUUAUUUCCAAUUGAAAAAUGUAUAUAUAUACAUAAGAAUAAGAUGUAGAGAAUGGUUUCUUUUCUCAGUAAUAAAAUGUGUAGUUUAUUUUAA